UGCGGAAGAACCUCCACUUCAUAGAGGCAGGGAUCAACGAUUACAUGACGCCUUACGAUGAGUCGGAAAAUGCUGACGAGAUCGAGGCCCUUGUUGCACGUCUGGUACAAUGGUGUCACGCAUGGGAGCCACCACAAGAGUUCGGAGCGACAAUCCUCUCAUCCUGCACCCUGAACUUCCAAACACGCGUUUUUUCUGCCCUUCCAGCCAACCUUCCAGCCGCCUUCAAGAACCUAUGCAGAUCUUUGCUCGCCCCGCCAGCCGACGACGAAGAUGGCCAGCUGCGUACCUGCACGGGAGAGUGGUCGAAGCCAAUGUUGGAAGACUUACGGACCUGGAUGUCGGACAGGGUUGUACCGUGGAGUGGCGACGAAGCAAGAACGAUGCUUCAAGUUGUUGGUUCCCGUUUUGACUUCCAUAUCAACAAGACUUUGUGUGAAUUACGGACAAGAGAGAUCUUUACUAUUAUAAUCGACUACCCCGAUUUCGAGAUCCUAAUGACGACGAUCUUCACCCUGUCUUCCUAUCUUACUACUCGAUGGAAGUCCUGGUGCACUACCAGGUCUAGACGUCAGGUGAUCAUGAAGCGUACAAAUGUUACGGUUGUGGAAGAAGAGAGUUGUCUCAUUCAUGCGUCUCGUGGUACUUGAA
Cyclocybe aegerita is the source of this 651-nucleotide messenger RNA. The record is from the annotation of a GenBank genome assembly. NCBI's taxonomy places the organism in Eukaryota, Fungi, Basidiomycota, Agaricomycetes, Agaricales, Hemipholiotaceae.